Osmerus eperlanus (European smelt) is the source of this 1807-nucleotide messenger RNA. It is a transcript of the gene c2h17orf75, whose product is annotated as chromosome 2 C17orf75 homolog. The coding region runs from base 130 to 1314 and encodes 394 amino acids. Lineage: Eukaryota; Metazoa; Chordata; Actinopteri; Osmeriformes; Osmeridae. The record is from RefSeq and is a predicted model, not a curated record. The transcript has 10 exons. Gene Ontology annotation, cellular component: trans-Golgi network.
CACUGCAACACCUGUUCGUAGUCUUUCCACAAUCAUUAUGUGUGUAUUAUUUUUUCCGGUCUAAACCUGCGUCCUACAAAUAUCAAACGGCAUUCCACUAUAUUUCUUGAAGCUACGUGUCAAGGAAUAAUGUUUACCUCUCAGACCUCCUCCUUUCAGGAUUCAAUUGACGUGGACGAAAAGGAUGAUUUUGACAAUGAAGAGAUAACAGGAUAUAAUCAAAAACAACUGAACUGUUACUACACCAUUUACCUUUACCAAGGCACCAGAUCUGAGGCAACUGGAGACAAUGUGGCUUGGAGCCAGAGAAGAACAGAGUCCACUACCAGUCAGGAGGACUUUAGUCUGACCCUAGUAGAUAGCAGCCUGCCGUCGGAGGCGGAGCCUGAGCUGAGAUGCUACAUCUCGCGGAGGCUGAGCAAAGGAGCCCUGCUGGGGGGCAUGGGUAACAUCGCCACUGUGGAGCUCAGUGUUCCGGAGCAGGCUGUGGGCUGCUACUGCUGCCUCCUGGAGCAAGAGAGGUCCCCUGAACAGCCCGACGCUGACGGAAACGGCUAUGUCGUGUGUCUCAUGGGAGGGUCGGAGAAAGGCCUCAACCUAUUCAGACUGGAGCUGGACAAAUACGUGCAAGGCAUACAGAGCAGCCUACAGACACCAGAGCUGCAGAAUCUGGAGACAGAAGUGCGGCCUUACCUGAGCAGGUGGUACGAGGAGUCCGUCAUGCACAUGCACCGAGUGGUUCAGCUGGUCCAAGGAAGCAUCAGCUUCCUGUUACAUGCCGCUCUAAGUCACACACCUGUGGACGUCAUUAACACAGAUGACAGCACCAAAGCUGAUGUGGCCAGGUUCAUCAAGGCCGCCAGUCUUCAGGGUUUAGUCCAGGAAGACACCACCACGGCCUCCCUGUGUAAGGCCAUCUCAGAGGACCCACCCAGCGACCUGACCAUAGACUGCUCCACCAGCCCCCCCACACUCUCCAACACCGUCAGUAACCGCUUCUGUGAUGAAUGGAUCCAGGCUUUCCUGAACGCAGCAGAGCGCUUUAACCCCUUCCUCCUCCGACAGAUCCUGGAGAACUUCAAACUCAAGGCCAUCCAGGACAUGAACAGUCUGAAGCGGUUCAUCCGGCAGGCUGAGAUGAGUCACUACGCUCUGUUCCGCUGCUGCUUGUUCCUGCAGGGCUGUGGUAACGGGGAUGUGCUGCUGCAGAACGCCCAAGCCGAGCACGCCGGCUUCCCCGAGGCUUGCAGCAUCAUCCGCGUGCUGGACGAGUUCCUCGCUGAGCAGGCCCCACAGGGCGCCCCCGCACGCUAGCGUCAACGCCACCUGCGUUGACUCCUCCCAGUCUGUCACGUGUUACGUGCAUUAAGUUCCCAUCAGUCUGACGCCAACCUUAACCUCGAGAGUGCUUUUCAUUGACUUGUCCUUGUGUAACUACCUAUGGCACUUUCCACUGUCUCCAUGGAGUUCUACAUGUAUGCUUUUUCCUGUCAAGGUAGCCGGUGGCUUCCUGGUACAAUGAGAAUUUUAACCUUCAAUGUCAAUGAAAAUGUCUAAAAUCAUGGACCAAGUAAGUUGUUGCUGGAUUCAGCAAUAACUCUAAAAACCUAACACUCAAAACAGUUCUGCAUCUACACUAGUAACUAGUAAAUUAUGAUAUAAUAAAAACACUUUCACGGAUGUAAACUAACACACUUAACUAUAAAUCAUUUGUUUGCCAUAUAUUAAGUGUUUUUUAGUUAAGUUAUUUGUGAGUAUCUAGUUUACAUAUGGGUAUUGUGCUGCAAGCUUGCUUUAUUAUAGAACA